AUGCCUGCCAUUCUUCAAGGACUCGAGGAUAUGGUGAACGGGUACAAGAUCGAUCCUAACCAGGAGCUCAUCGCCAUCGGCGUGACCAACACCAUCGGCACUCUUCGGCGCAUACCCUGCCACAGGUUCCUUCUCGCACUCCGCCCUGCAGUCCAAGUCCGGCGUGCGCUCGCCCGCGUCCGGCCUCUUCAGCGCCGUCGUCGUCAUCGUCGCGCUCUACGGCCUCACCCCGCGUUCUUCUGGAUCCCAUCCGCCACGCUCUCCGUGGUGAUCGUGCACGCCGUCACGGACCUCGUCGCGUCCCCGCGGCAGAUGUACUCCUUCUGGUGCGUGUCCCUCGUCGAGCUCGUCAUCUGGGUCGGGUCUGUACUCGUCGCCGUGUUCGCAACGAUCGAGGACGGGAUCUCCACGUCCGUUGCCGCGUCGCUCGCGCUGCUCCUCGUGCGCCUCGCGCGCCCGCGCGGGCACUUCCUCGGGCGCGUCACGCUGCACAACACGAACGAGUCCAGCUCGCGCGACGUGUACAUCCCGCUGAGCCCGAACAAGUUCUUGAUGAACGAACAUGUGGUGUAUCCGCCGUCGCCCGGCAUGGUCGUGUAUCGCUUCGAGGAGAGUUUCUUGUACCCGAACUCGUCGCUCGUGAACGACGCGAUCGUGGACUCCGCGAAGGCGCACACGCGCCGCGGGCGCGACACGACUGGGGUCAAGUAUGGGGACCGCCCGUGGAACGACCCGGGCAAGAACAGCGAGGUCGAGGACAACGCUGAGAAGCCGCUGCUGCGCGCCGUCGUGAUGGCGUUUCUCGACAGCUUGCGAGGUCCGUAUGUAAAUGUAGCAUAA
This is a messenger RNA of Trametes versicolor FP-101664 SS1, 840 nucleotides long. RefSeq lists its product as uncharacterized. Gene Ontology annotation, cellular component: membrane. The record is from RefSeq and is a predicted model, not a curated record. The transcript has 2 exons. Gene Ontology annotation, biological process: transmembrane transport. Gene Ontology annotation, molecular function: sulfate transmembrane transporter activity. Lineage: Eukaryota; Fungi; Basidiomycota; Agaricomycetes; Polyporales; Polyporaceae. Bases 1 to 840 code for a protein of 279 amino acids.